GCUCGAUUGAUUUGGAGUGCAGACAACAUGGCCUCGGACUGUCAGCCGUAAUAACUCUCUCUCUCUCUUGUUGUUUUCUGAUGAUCUUUCUGCUCAUUAGCUCUUAUUUAAAGCUUCCUAGACGACAUGGGGUUAACACAGAGUUCAGAAGUGUCCGAAGGAGGAACGUAUGGAUACCAUGUCCACGCAGUGCAGCCAAAUUCCCCUGCAGAUGUGGCCGGACUGCAGCCAUUCUUUGACUUCAUUCUGUCUCUGGACAACAAAAGACUUAAUGAGGAAAACGACAUGCUGAAGGAGCUCCUGAAAGCCAACGUGGAGAGAGCGGUGAGGAUGGAGGUGUACAGCACUAAAACCACGAGGGUCCGUGAGCUGGAGGUGAUGCCCAAUAACAUGUGGGGAGGACAGGGCCUGCUGGGUGCCAGUGUUCGCUUCUGCAGCUACCAAGGAGCCAACGAGAAUGUCUGGCAUGUACUGGACGUGGAGGCCAGUUCACCUGCUGCACUGGCACAGCUUGAGCCUCACAGUGACUACAUUGUCGGAGCAGAUCAAGUGUUGCAAGACUCAGAAGACUUCUUCUCGCUGAUUGAGGCCCAUGAAGGGAAGCCCCUGAAGCUGCUGGUGUACAACACAGAGACAGACAACUGCAGAGAGGUGGUGGUCACACCCAAUGGAGCGUGGGGCGGAGAGGGCAGUUUGGGUUGUGGCAUUGGUUACGGCUACUUGCACCGAAUCCCAGCACUUCCUGACGUAUCGCCGGCGAAGCCUCCCACCCCUGUUCCUGAGGAGGACCCCGCUCCAGAGCUGCCUACCCCUACCCAUGGGUUCACAGAGGCACCUUUGAUGGCACCGUCAAGUCAAAGUGAAGAUGUGUUAGACCUGGAGCAGCUGACCCUCCAGGAAGAUCCUCUACCUCCACCCAUCCAGAGGGUCAUGGACCCUGGUUUCACAGACUCUGAAGUGGCGGCGAUGAACCCCGAACCUGCAGAUUUGGCAGACAGACUGGAUCUGUCCGUGUCGUCCAUCGACAUGACCAACACCUCACUGGCUAUGCACGAGGAGAAGGACGGUGAAGUCUCUGGAGUUGAGGAGCUGGAGGACAGCGUGCUGCUUUCGUCGUCAGCUGACAGCCAGGCGGACCCACAAGAGCUGAGCUACCAGGCCGCCGCCGACCUCACCUCUGCUCUCGCUUCCAAUGACACUUCGUCAGAUUCAGGCGUCCCACCGGCUGAACCAUCUCACCUGGUCGCAGAGUCCACAGACCUACCCGGCUCUCCGUGUGAACCUAGCGUUAGCCCAAGUCCCCCUAUAGAGUCCCUAGAUCCUCCUGCUGCUGAGCCCUCUGUCCCAGCCGAAGACCCUCCCUGCCCGUCUCCCAUUGAUCUCCUCCAAUCCUCUGAUGCUGCUGUUGAUGAGUCGAUGGCUGACGAUUCUCCUGCUCAGGCCGUCGAGGAUGAGCCAGCGGAGGAGCCUGCACAGCCUCUAGAUGUGGCUCCAGCUCACCACUGCAGCCACGAGAGUGACGAGGAAGAACCAGAAGAACCAGAAGAACCAGAAGAACCAGAAGAACCAGAAGAAGAGGAGCCUCUUGAGUAAGCUUGCACCAGAACGUACAAAAAACACGAAGUGAAGUUGACAAUCACUGGGGCUUUUUACACUGUAUAGGAAAUACAGGACAGACGGAGGGAAAAGCUGUCUUACAAUAAGCGUUUGGCUACUUCAUCAAGUUAGUUACACUACAGAAUCCAGCUAAAGCGUUAGCAUAUAUAUAGAAAAAUACUUAGAGGCACUGUAGGAAUAUCGUAUUUGUUUUAUAUUUGUGGGAAAACGUGGGAAUUUUAAGUUACUGCUAACUUGUAUACCAACAAGGUUACAUUUUUAUCCAUGCUUGGUUCAAAAAUCUGAUUAUACGGGUGACAAGAUUUUGCUUCUAGUACACUAAUGUGAUGAAUACUUGAACAUUUCCAAAGACAAACGCAUGCAUUUAUUACAGCGAAGCACAGCUGCACCUUAAUAUUCAUAACACUAUCCAAGUUUUUGAAGCUACCAGACUGUUGGCAGCUCAGAUUGAGUCGUCACAGUGCUGUGGUGCAUUUUGAUUCCCAAAAUAGAACUUUUAAAAAAAUUGCUUGCUUAUAAGAGGGACACUUUUACAGUAGUUUAUGGCCCAUUGGAUUUUUAAGUGUUGGUAUGAGGGAAAUAUUUGUAUACUAGUCCGUACACGUUUUUAGUCCACAUUUGAUGAGGUCAGUUUGUUUUAAACAGUGUCUUUAAUGUGAUUAAAUCAGACACGCAGUCUGUGAUCUGUUUGAAAACUAUUUUUACGAUUUGUAUCACUGGAAUCAUGCCCCCAUGUCUCAUUCAACACUAUUCUUACUUUGUAAUUUUUUUUUGUGAUCUAUGCAACAGUAGACAAGUAUGUUAAGAAGUCUGGUUAACAGUGACGCUGCCGUUGAGUAAUUGUUUUCUGUCUUUCUAGGGGGCUUCUUAAAAGUUUUUCACUGUCAGAGUAGGUGCUAGCGUGUAAAAUAAGGAAAAGUAUUUUUUCAGAUAUUUUAUCAAUUAAUUGUAUGUUUUAUUAGGAAUGAGUGAGUCUUUUGAUGAAUGUGAAAUGGGUGAAUCUUUCAUGGUUAAACAAUCAUAUCACUUGACUUUAAAAAAAA
Sebastes umbrosus (honeycomb rockfish) is the source of this 2660-nucleotide messenger RNA. It is a transcript of the gene gorasp1a, whose product is annotated as golgi reassembly stacking protein 1a. The record is from RefSeq and is a predicted model, not a curated record. Gene Ontology annotation, molecular function: protein binding. Gene Ontology annotation, biological process: Golgi organization. Gene Ontology annotation, cellular component: Golgi apparatus. The transcript has 9 exons. The coding region runs from base 127 to 1593 and encodes 488 amino acids. NCBI's taxonomy places the organism in Eukaryota, Metazoa, Chordata, Actinopteri, Perciformes, Sebastidae.